GUAUGCGCACUUGGAGGAGGGAGGGUAGCUAGUUUCCGCUAUCCGACAAUUUCUUUGGGAACUUCCACAAAUUUUGUCUUCUUUUUGUGAAAAAAAUGGCUGCUACCCUACGUCCUUACCUGAAUGCCGUCCGUGCGACUCUCACUGCGUCCAUGUGUUUGGAAAAUUUCGAUUCCCAGGUGGUGGAAAGGCAUAACAAACCCGAAGUGGAAGUCCGAAGCAGCAAGGAAUUGCUUCUAACUCCAGUGGUCAUCAGCCGAAAUGAAAAAGAAAAGGUGCUCAUUGAAGGUUCCAUUAACUCUCUGAGAAUCAGCAUUGCCGUAAAACAAGCUGACGAGAUUGAAAAGAUCCUGUGCAAGAAGUUCAUGCGUUUUAUGAUGAUGCGGGCCGAAAACUUCUUUAUCCUUCGAAGGAAACCAGUUGAGGGAUACGACAUAAGCUUCCUCAUCACCAACUUUCAUACGGAGCAAAUGUUUAAGCACAAGCUUGUUGAUUUUGUAAUUCAGUUUAUGGAGGAGAUAGACAAGGAGAUCAGUGAAAUGAAGUUAGCUGUUAACGCCAGGGCGCGUAUUUGUGCAGAAGAAUUCCUCAAGAAUUUCUAGAGUUGCAGCAUGUACAGAUUAAGCAGGGUUCAGCAAGCUAAUUUCAAACUUUAUACGGAGUUUUUCAAUUCGAAGAUUAGUUUUGUAAUCAAUACAGCAGAGUCUUUUAAAGUUAUGAUUGUUUCAAACAUUGCAGCGAACUCACGAAAGAAACAUGUAUUAUAACACUUUGAAAUUAAAGUAGAUGCCAUGGUCUAUUAAGAUUUU
Messenger RNA from Stylophora pistillata, 809 nucleotides. Its product is annotated as actin-related protein 2/3 complex subunit 4. Gene Ontology annotation, biological process: Arp2/3 complex-mediated actin nucleation; actin filament polymerization. The record is from RefSeq and is a predicted model, not a curated record. NCBI's taxonomy places the organism in Eukaryota, Metazoa, Cnidaria, Anthozoa, Scleractinia, Pocilloporidae. Gene Ontology annotation, molecular function: actin filament binding. Gene Ontology annotation, cellular component: actin cytoskeleton; Arp2/3 protein complex.